Coffea eugenioides is the source of this 654-nucleotide messenger RNA. Its product is annotated as receptor-like protein 33. Lineage: Eukaryota; Viridiplantae; Streptophyta; Magnoliopsida; Gentianales; Rubiaceae. Gene Ontology annotation, molecular function: protein binding. Bases 1 to 654 code for a protein of 217 amino acids. The record is from RefSeq and is a predicted model, not a curated record. The transcript has 2 exons.
AUGCUGAACUUGAGUGGAUUUAUUCCUCACUACUUUAACAACAUUAGUGCCUUAAUGGUAUCAGCAUAUGACAUUCGUUACGGCAUUUAUGCACAAGUAAGCCUUCAAGACAUUAAGGGAGGAAGAGAAGUUGAGUAUUCACCAAAAAGCAUUCGGUUUGUUAAAUCCGUAAGCCUCUCAGCAAAUAAUUUAGUUGGCGAGGUCCCUGAUGGGAUAAUGGAGCUGGUUCAAUUGCAUGUUUUGAAUCUUUCACAGAAUCAUUUGACUGGAAGGAUCCCCGAGAAGAUUGGCAACUUGAAGCAACUUGAAACACUUGAUCUAUCAAUGAAUGCACUCUUCGGUGCAAUCCCUGAAAGCUUAUCUGAUUUGUACUCAUUGAACUCUCUGAAUUUGUCACACAAUAAACUUUCAGGGCCAAUACCAUCCGGAAAUCAUCUUCAGACCUUGACCGAUCCAUCCAUCUAUGAAGGAAACAGUGGACUUUGUGGAAACCCGCUCCCAAACAACUGCUCGGAACACAAAUUGCCUACCAAAAAUGGGCCUGUUGAUGAUGAUGAAGGCCACAACGAAUCUGAUUGGUCUUGGUUUUAUGCUGGAAUGGGACCGGAAGUCAUGGCGCUAUGCAUACUUCAAGUUUAUAGAAAGUACCUGUGA